This is a messenger RNA of Myotis myotis, 2166 nucleotides long. It is a transcript of the gene SPOCK2, whose product is annotated as SPARC (osteonectin), cwcv and kazal like domains proteoglycan 2. The record is from RefSeq and is a predicted model, not a curated record. The transcript is spliced from 11 exons. Gene Ontology annotation, molecular function: calcium ion binding; protein binding. Bases 615 to 1895 code for a protein of 426 amino acids. Lineage: Eukaryota; Metazoa; Chordata; Mammalia; Chiroptera; Vespertilionidae.
AAGCCAGCUGUCAGGGCUGUGGCUCAGCCCCCUGGGUGGGAGGCAAGAAAGAGAAAGUGUCUGUGGCCAAAUUUCCGUUUAGACACCUGGGCCCGGCCGGCUUUGUCACCGGAGAGUUUUUUCUUCUCCCACUUCCACAUUCCCCAGGGGCCCCUCUUGCUCGCCACCCUUGGGAAGGCAGCAGGGGCGCCUGUUUGGAUCCUGGGUUUGCAGCUCCGAGUGCGGGGCUGGCUGGGCUCUGCGGCGGCUGCCUGUGUUGGGGCGCUCUGAUCCAGCGCUCCCCUUGGAAAGCUACCCCCUCCAUUUUUUUUUUUUUUGGACCAGGUAUGAUGAUGUCAAACGUGAUGCUGAUGCCACAGUUACAGACACGGCCCCUGUUGGCGCAGCCUCUCUGACUCGCCUCCUCUCCGCGCCCAGCGCUGGCUUCUUCAGACAAGUGCAUCUCCCAACCAGGUCACAUUUCAGCCGCGGCCCGCUGUCCGUCUGUCUGUCUCCGGAUCAGGCCCGGCGGGAGGAGCGCGGAGGAAGGCGGCAGCGUUUGCGUCGCCAGCCGUGUGGUGGGCGGAAGGGCACUGAACACCGCAGAAGUCAGACCCCGUCGGACCCAGGCCACGAUGCGCGCCCCGGGCUGCGGGCGGCUGGCGCUGCCGCUGCUGCUCCUCGCGGCGGCCGCCUGGGCCGAAAGCGACGCCAAAGGGCUCAAGGAGGGCGAGACCCCCGGCAAUUUCAUGGAGGACGAGCAAUGGCUGUCGUCCAUCUCGCAGUACAGCGGCAAGAUCAAGGACUGGAACCGCUUCCGAGACGAGGUGGAGGAUGAUUACAUCAAGAGCUGGGAGGACAGUCAGCAAGGAGAUGAAGCCCUGGACACCACCAAGGACCCCUGCCAGAAGGUGAAGUGCAGCCGCCACAAGGUGUGCAUCGCCCAGGGUUUCCAGCGGGCCAUGUGCAUCAGCCGCAAGAAGCUGGAGCACAGGAUCAAGCAGCCUGCCCUGAAACUCCACGCAAACAAAGAUACUGCCUGCAAGCCCUGCCACAUGGCCCAGCUGGCCUCCGUCUGCGGCUCUGACGGCCACACUUACAGCUCCGUGUGUAAGCUGGAGCAGCAGGCCUGCCUGAGCAGCAAGCAGCUGGCCGUGAGAUGUGAGGGCCCCUGCCCCUGCCCCACGGAGCAGGCCACCGGCUCCACCACGGAUGGCAAAGCAGAGACCUGCACGGGUCAGGACCUGGCCGACCUGGGGGACCGACUGCGGGACUGGUUCCAGCUCCUGCAUGAGAACUCCAAGCAGAACGGCUCAGCCAGCAGCGGAGGCAGCCCGGCCAGUGGCCUGGACAAGGUUCUGGGCGCCAGCUGCAAGGACUCCAUCGGCUGGAUGUUCUCCAAGCUGGACACCAGCGCCGACCUCUUCCUGGACCAGACGGAGCUGGCCGCCAUCAACCUGGACAAGUACGAGGUCUGCAUCCGCCCUUUCUUCAACUCCUGCGACACCUACAAGGAUGGCCGUGUCUCCACCGCUGAGUGGUGCCUCUGCUUCUGGAGGGAAAAGCCCCCCUGCCUGGCGGAGCUGGAGCGCAUCCAGAUCCAGGAGGCCGCCAAGAAGAAGCCAGGAGUCUUCAUCCCGAGCUGCGACGAGGACGGCUACUACCGCAAGAUGCAGUGCGACCGGAGCGGGGGCGACUGCUGGUGUGUGGACCAGCUGGGCCUGGAGCUGACCGGCACCCGCACGCACGGCAGCCCCGACUGUGAUGACAUCGUGGGCUUCUCAGGGGACUUUGGGAGCGGUGUCGGCUGGGAGGACGAGGAGGAGAAGGAGACGGAGGAAGUGGGUGAGGAGGCCGAGGCUGAGGAGGAGGAGGGCGAGGCGGGCGAGGCCGACGACGGAGGCUACAUCUGGUAGACGGCGCGGGCCGCGGCGGGGACAGGCAGACGGGACAGCAGCAGGCGGCCUACGAGCGGAUCCGGGAAGUACAGUUGGGAGGACCCUGGCUCCAGCUGGAGGACUGCAAGUGUGAGUGUGCGUGGCACGCGUGUGGCCCAGACGUAAGAGUGCCUGUGAGUGUGUGUGUGCGUGUGCAUGUCUGUGUGUGUCUGUGCGUGUGUGCGUGUGUGUGCACGCGCAUGUGCUGUGUGUUCAUGUGUGUGGUGUGCAUGUGCGCGUGCGUGGUGUG